Aspergillus glaucus CBS 516.65 is the source of this 1860-nucleotide messenger RNA. RefSeq names its product putative C6 transcription factor. Bases 173 to 1732 code for a protein of 519 amino acids. NCBI's taxonomy places the organism in Eukaryota, Fungi, Ascomycota, Eurotiomycetes, Eurotiales, Aspergillaceae. Gene Ontology annotation, biological process: regulation of DNA-templated transcription. Gene Ontology annotation, molecular function: DNA-binding transcription factor activity, RNA polymerase II-specific; zinc ion binding. The record is from RefSeq and is a predicted model, not a curated record. The transcript is spliced from 3 exons.
CCGGGAUAUUCCUUGACAACAAUGAUCUGACUGCUGGGAUACUGGAUUUUAGUAUGUUUUAGUAUCACCAAUGACAGCCAGUUCCCCGCAUUGCACUCAGAGACAACCAUCCAACACUCUUCCUGUUCCCGUUUCUUUCAUCCAGGUCCAUAACUCUAUAUCGACGUGAUCCAUGUUUCUUCGUCCUACUAAACGUGCAUGCGAUGGAUGUAUAUCUCGCAAGGUGAAAUGCAGCGGGACCUGGCCCUGCGACACCUGUCGAAGUGGGCCAAAACAGGUCAACUGCACCUACUUCAAGCCAGCUCGCAAGAGGGGUCCGAAGGUCCAACGGCCUGCUGGCAUUCCUAGCGACAGCAUGCCUGGCAGCUGUCGGGUUUCAGCAAAUACCCCUGCUGAAACUGUUCCGAGAGACGGUUCUGCUAUUGAGAGGAGUCCCGAUUCGGCAUAUCCGUGGGGUCAGAGGAUUCCUCAGACAACCUUGACUUACAUUGUGCGCGAAUAUCAACGAUAUUCCUAUGGUGUUUGGCCAGUGAUCAAUGUCGAUGUGCUCCUACAGAGACUGGAGAGUGAUAACGACCCGAGUACGUACUGCUUAGCUUUGGCGCUUUGCGCAGCAACAAUGGCACAACUCCAACUCGCACCCCUCAUGAAUGGAGUUCGGAAGAUCGACAGUAAACUUUUGGCAACUGAAUGCCUGCGCCUGCGCGAAGAAAUAGAAUUUCGGGAGCACCUUGAUGCACGCUUUGUGCUUAUCUCGUUGUUCCUACACGUAUACCAUGCUAAAAUCAACAAGCGAAACUCGGCCAUGCUGUUUAUACAGGAAGCCAUUUCGGGUGCCAGAUUGCUGAAGCUGGAUGAUGACGGUAUUGUAGCAAGAGAAUGGAGUGCGAAUGAAGAUGUGAUUACGAACCGUGACAUUCUAUUUACUCUUCUAUGGGUGUCGGAAAGAGGCUAUGCUAUGCAUCUUGGCCUGAAACCGUCCUAUACAAGUCCCACUUGGCUACCAGACCGGACACAAACGUCUGAAAACGCUCACGUGCAGGGCUUGCUUGAGCAUGCGAGAUUAUUCGCAGCCCUUGACGGCAUUAUUAUCAGAGAAAGUGACCCAAUUGGCCUCUCUAUUAACACCCUAAUGGAGACAGAAGCUGCUUUGUCGACGCUCUCGCUGGGCCAGGGUGAUCGAGCACCCACACGAAUGGCAGACUACUGUAUCACCAAGGAAUGGAUGCGGAUGAUUAUUUGGCAGGAGGCCCUAUCUCGACACUUACUUUCUUCUACGUCGUAUUUAGAGUUGUUAACUUUUAGGUUCCCGGUCCAUGUUGGUCGGGAUUUGCUGUGUUCACUACAGGGAUUUUCCAAGUCCGAUUUGCUACCUUUGGGCCGUGACCAGCUUCUGAAGUGCUUUGAGAUUACAAACUCUCUCGCAGACACAGUUCUGUGUACUUCUUUUAUUCUUGCGCCGUACCAGAGCUUUCAUUUUGGCCCUCAAGACUUGUUGCAUGCUCUUUACCAGAAGCUUUUACCGUUUCUGGAACAGGACCAGAUGCUAAAGUCAAUUCUACAUUUCAAGACCGCUGAGGCAUUGGUAAAGGCCCCGGCUCGUACUUUGCGUUUAGGUGUGAACGAGAGACGGUUCGUGGAAGAACGGAGCAAUGACGGUAUUGAUGACCGUCUGGAUCUUGCAGACAAUGUGGGGAGUGUUAUAUCGGAGGUCCCUGGCCCUUCCGCUUGAAAUUGAUGGCAACUAUUUAUUAGUGGACUGAUCAGAUGAAUCUACUCGCUAAUCUUAAGCACGAUUCUCCCCGCGAUGUCACCCUUCUCCAUCUCAUCAUACACCUGGGGCAAGUCCUUGAACUUUCU